Molecule: messenger RNA, 1938 nt
Organism: Erpetoichthys calabaricus (reedfish)
Lineage: Eukaryota; Metazoa; Chordata; Cladistia; Polypteriformes; Polypteridae
Exons: 10
Coding region: 239-1102 (287 amino acids)
Biological process (GO): protein deglycosylation
Molecular function (GO): N4-(beta-N-acetylglucosaminyl)-L-asparaginase activity
Source: RefSeq, a predicted model, not a curated record
AAGCAUGGUUAAAAGUUCAAGUAAACCAAGGGUCGUAAUUUGAGCUCCCUGUAUAGUGAGUGGAGAAAUGACGUUUUGAAAAAGUACCGAUAGUGUUGUAUUAUCCUUAAAGUUAAUAUAUGAUUUCAAAGUUUCAGACCGUUCUUAAAUGUAUAUAUUUACAUAUCGUAAUUUGUAACUUUUUUAUUGGUUUCUCUAUCAUCGCUUAACCCCCACAGGUUUACAUAACCUUGUAAUUAUGGCCGCUAUAGGUACCUGGGCUUUCUCAUAUCCGGUUGUGAAGAAAAUGAAGCUUCACCUUCUGCAGCAGAAACCGGCCACAGACUGCGUAGAGGAAUCCUUAGCAGAAGUUGAAGAUAAUCUGGAAACAGGGAAGUACAUUGUUGGUAGAGGUGGUUACCCAAAUAGAGAUGGCCAAGUUCAGUGCGAUGCAGCUAUCAUGGAGGGAAGACCAGGUCGAUUUGGAGCUGUUGCAGCCUUGAGCUGCAUUGGUACUCCUGUUUCUGUGGCUCGACAGAUUAUGGAGAAAAGUAACCAUAGCAUGCUGGUAGGAGAAGGAGCUCUAGCUUUUGCCAAGGAUCAGGGAUUCAAAGUGGAAGAUAACAAAAGAAUGCUGUCAUCAGAAAGUGCAACAGCCUAUCAGGACUUCAUGGAAAAGAAGAAGGAAUGUAAGGGUCAUGACACCUUGGGGUUGAUUGCACUUGAUUUAGAUGGAAAUAUUGCUGUGGGUGUAUCUUCUUCUGGAAUUCCCUUUAAAUCAUCUGGGAGAGUCGGAGAUUCUCCACUACCUGGAUGUGGACUUUAUGCUGACAGCAGGGUUGGUGCUGCUGCAGCAACUGGCGAUGGAGACAAGAUAAUGUGUUUUUGUCCAAGCUUUCAUGUUGUUCAUCUGAUGAAGCAGGGGGUAUGUCCUGCUGAUGCCUGCCAGGCUGUGUUAAAUGAUAUUCAAGAAAGAAUUGGAACUAAAGAUAUGUUUGAAAUUGGAUUAAUUGCAAUGAAUAUUAAGGGUGAUGUUGGAGCAGCUUCUUCAGUUGAAUUUCCUUACGCUUUCUGGCAUAAUGGAAGAGAAGAUGUUCAACUUCACACCCAGUUACCAAUUUAGCAUCUAACCUGUUCUUUACAUUAGCCAAGAUCAUCUUUGCAAACAGUUUGCAAAAAUACUAGAAAAGCAAUGAGAAUUUGGGUAAGGAUAACAAUAACCACUGAUACCAAGAUAAGCGAAGAAGGUACUGCCAGGAUAUCUGACCCAUACUGGUAACUUGAUGUUAAACGUUACAGAGCAUGAUCGUGUGUUUAUUGUAACAUUUGAGUUCUAAGAGGAGAUGCACAAUAUGAGCAACUUCUUCCUGGGGUUACAGAAAAUUCCUGAAGAGACUGCAACGGACUGAUUCUGAAACAAGUGUAUAGAAGACAAUAAUUUGGGGAACCAUUUCAUAUAGAAAAAUAAAGCACUGUACUACAGUAUAUAAAGCCACAAUUUAUCUCUUGCACACACAAAGGAUAUACAGCACUGUCACCAGUUUGGUAGUCAUUAUGAGCAGCUCUUAAAUAACUUUUUCAAAUGGUGCACAUUGCAGCAUUUAUUUAUACAUUUGAGUGUGGAAUCAGACUGCAAGGUAUCGUGCUGUGGUAAAGAAUUUACUUGAACCGUCUACCUGUAAACACCUUUUAUCUUAAAAAAGAGCCAGCAAAGAGAAAUUCUGAGCCCCCCAUUUGACAUUUCAAAUAGAUUAAACAUGCUGAAGAAGAAGAGGAUUUAAACAGUGUCUGCUUGCCACAAGCAAUACAAGAUUUAGUCACUUCUUAGGCCUCAUUUAUUUUAUUGUAUGUUUUAUAGGACACAGUGAUAUUCCAUCAUAAAAUGUACGUUUUGCACUUUUGUACUGUUGUGUAAAUAAGACUCCUCCACACCAAUACAGUUAUUUCUAGCUUUGUGAA